AUUGAAUAGUGCACAGUCACAAUCAUGCUAUGAACAUAGAUAGUAGAUUGUGACCCCAAACGUCGAAGACCGACAAGGUGACGAUCCUCGAGUGGCUAGUAUCGUCGGUUUCGUAUGUGAUCAAUGUGUCUAACUUAUAUAAUUUUUAAAUAGUUUUUAAAUUUUACAAAAUUAUGAAAGCGCUAUAUUUUGAAAGGCACCAUAAAAUUCUCCCACAACCUAAUGUCAAUUGUUUCUCAUCUAAUGUCAACUAAUUUGCUGCUGCUCCUCUUACCUGCCGCCGCCGCCGCCGCCGCCGUAUGCCAUUGUCGCCACCGAUCAUAAUCAUCUCAAUUUCUAAAUCUUCACCAAAUUCCAACCCCUCAAUCGUCUGAUCAGAUGGCUGCUCCUCCUCCGGCACCACUCUCCUCUUCCAAAUCCAUCUCCACCGUCGCAACCACUGAGAAAGUCCAGCCGAUUCCAUGGACGCACCAGGAGACCGUCAAUCUUAUCCAGGCUUACCAAGAGAAAUGGUACGCUCUCGAACGAGGUCAGUUGAAGUCCAGCCAGUGGGAGGAAGUCGCUGUCACUGUCGCCGCCCGCUGCGGCUACAGCCACUUCGAUCCUUCGAAAACCUCCGUUCAGUGCCGCCACAAGAUGGAGAAGCUCCGCCAGCGUUUUCGCUCCGAGAAACACCGUCUCGCCAUCGGCACCCAAUCUUCCUCCCGUUGGCUCUACUUCGAACUUAUGAACAACCUAUUACGCGGUCCGCUACCUAUCUCCGCUCGUCCGAUGUCUUCGAUUCCGUUCGAUAACGACGAAGACCAAACCGCUGAGAAAUCUGAUAACUACAACUCCGAUUACGAGGAAGAGGAGAAGAAUCGCAGUAAAUCGAAGAGCAUUAGCAACAUACUCCGUCGGCCGAUUGCUUUUAAUGGAUCUUCCUCACGAAGGAGAAACAGAAAUUCUAGUGAAGAAGACGAAGACGACGACGAAGAAGAAGCCGACAUUAGGGUUUCCAGGUUUCCGGAGGAGGAUCUGGCAGGAGAGGCGGCGGUAGCUGAGGAAGGGAAAGAGAUGUGCUCCAAAUUAGCGGCAGAGAUUCGAUUAUUCGCCGAUAGAUUGGUCGGAAUGGAGAGUUUGAAGAUGGAGAUGAUGAAGGAAGCGGAGAUGAACAGAAUUGCGAUGGAAAACAGGCGGAUUGAGAUGAUUUUCGAAUCGGAAAAGAAGAUUGUGAAUUCAAUUGCAAAAGCUUUCGGAUCUCCUCCCCCCAAGAGGCUGAAGAUUGGCCAUGAUCCUUGAAGAUUUCCGCUCCUUGUUCUUCAGAAAAAGGGGAUCCUCUUCUAACUCUGUAAGAAAAGAUUUCUUUCAAGUUUCGUACAUUUUAACUAAUUUCAUUCAGAAACGGUUCUUGUUCAGACUAUUUCAGUAUUUACUAUGAAUCUGUUCUUCUCUCCGUCUCAAA
Molecule: messenger RNA, 1444 nt
Organism: Cucurbita pepo subsp. pepo (vegetable marrow)
Lineage: Eukaryota; Viridiplantae; Streptophyta; Magnoliopsida; Cucurbitales; Cucurbitaceae
Product: Homeodomain-like superfamily protein
Source: RefSeq, a predicted model, not a curated record